Messenger RNA from Dermatophagoides pteronyssinus (European house dust mite), 990 nucleotides. RefSeq names its product 18S rRNA aminocarboxypropyltransferase. Gene Ontology annotation, biological process: maturation of SSU-rRNA. The record is from RefSeq and is a predicted model, not a curated record. Gene Ontology annotation, molecular function: rRNA small subunit aminocarboxypropyltransferase activity. NCBI's taxonomy places the organism in Eukaryota, Metazoa, Arthropoda, Arachnida, Sarcoptiformes, Pyroglyphidae.
GAUGGCGUUUGUUGAUUGUUUGAUUAUUAAUCGAACAUGUGUGAUGUGUUCUAAUUCGAAUUUUUUUGUUUUUUUUUUGAAAUUUGAAAAAGAAAAAUGUCCACCAAAUCGAAACAUUUAAAGAAUAAAUCACAUCGACGACAUCAAAAUAAUGAUGACGAUGAUGAUGACGAUCAAAUGACAAGUAAUGUUGUUUUUAAUCAACGAAAUCCAAAUGAUAAUCCCGAUGAUGAUGAUGAGGAUCAAAGUGAAGAAGUUGAUGACGAUGACAUCGAAGAUGAUAAUGAUGCUGAUGAAAAUAUUGAAUGUAAUAUUAAAAUUGCAAUGUGGGAUCUACAACAUUGUAAUCCAAAACGUUGUACUGGUCGUAAAUUGGUACGAAUGAAUCUUUGUCGUUGUUUGAAAUUGGGUCAAAAAUUUAAUGGUAUAAUAUUGACACCAAUUGCAACCAGAUGUGUAUCACCAUCUGAUCGCAGUAUUGUUGAUAAUGAUGGUAUAGCUGUUGUUGAUUGUUCAUGGAAUCGUAUUGAUCAAACACCAUUUCAUAAAAUGAAAGGUCGUCAUUUACGUCUACUACCUUAUAUGUUGGCAGCAAAUCCAAUAAAUUAUGGUACACCAUGUAAAUUAUCCUGUGUUGAAGCAAUUGUAGCAACACUUUGGAUUACUGGCCAUAUUGAUCUAGCUAGAUUUUAUAUUGGUAAAUUUAAAUGGGGCAAUGGAUUUGAAAAAUUAAAUGCCGAAUUAUUUCAAAAAUAUUCUUUAUGUAAAAAUUCCGAACAAAUUAUUGAAAUACAAACAAAAGCAAUGGAUAUUAAUCCGAUUAUUGAACAAACAAGGAAUCUUGAUCUACCACCAUCGGAAAGUAGUAGCGAUGAUGAUGAUGAUGAUAAUGAUCAGGAUAACGAUAAUAAAGGAUAAUGUAAACACAGAAAAAAGGUUGGCAGCAAUUUUUUCACAAAAUUAAAUUAAAUUUUUUGGCCAAUUUGAUUA